This is a messenger RNA of Puntigrus tetrazona (Sumatra barb), 1056 nucleotides long. Its product is annotated as trace amine-associated receptor 13c-like. The coding region runs from base 49 to 1056 and encodes 335 amino acids. Lineage: Eukaryota; Metazoa; Chordata; Actinopteri; Cypriniformes; Cyprinidae. The transcript has a single exon. Gene Ontology annotation, biological process: G protein-coupled receptor signaling pathway. The record is from RefSeq and is a predicted model, not a curated record. Gene Ontology annotation, cellular component: membrane. Gene Ontology annotation, molecular function: trace-amine receptor activity.
GAACAGUAAGGAGAGCAGAACAAACCCCUAACAGGAGGAGACUCACUCAUGGCCUAUGAGACAGAGGAUCAUGAGACUCAAUACUGCUUUCCUGCCAUCAACUCUUCAUGUAUCAAGGGAAAACGCUCCAAACAUGAAUAUAAUAUCAUGUAUGUGUUUUUUUCAUUGCUGUCAGCAUGGACUGUGUUUCUGAAUCUGCUGGUGAUCAUCUCCAUCUCUCACUUCAAGAAGCUUCACACUCCAACCAACCUGAUCAUUCUCUCUCUGGCUGUGGCCGAUCUGUUUGUUGGACUUAUUGCUAUGCCUGUGGACGCUAUUAAACUGAUUGAAACAUGCUGGUACUUUGGACACACUUUCUGUAGGUUGUUUUUAAUCAUAAUGGGGCUGCUCCUCUCAACAUCUCUCUCUAAUUUAGUUUUAAUUGCUGUUGAUCGUUAUGUUGCUGUGUGUCACCCUUUACUGUACCCCAAGAAAAUAACUACAACUAAAAUGUUAAUUAGUAUUUGUGUCUGUUGGUUUUGCUCCUCAACCUACAAUAUUGUUAGUCUGAGCUAUGGAUCUGUUGACAUGUCACACAGAUCAGAUGCAUGUUAUGGAGAGUGUCCCCUUGUACUGGAUUUUGCUUUGGGAGUUACUGAUCUAUUUAUUUCAUUCUUGAUUCCUUGUACCCUGAUAAUUACUUUAUAUGUUAGGAUUUUUUAUAUUGUACAUAAGCAAGUAAAAGUUAUAAACUCUCUGAUGAAGAGUGGUAAAUGUGAAAUGGAAGGUUCAGUGAAGAGGAAAUCUGAGAGUAAAGCUGCUCUGACAUUAGGGAUCAUUGUCACAGUUUAUCUGCUUUGCUGGAUUCCUUAUUAUGUACUGUGUCUAACAGAAAGCAGUGUGUCAUCUGCAUCAAAUUUUCUAACAUGGUGCUUGUAUAUAAAUUCAUGUCUAAAUCCUAAUAUCUAUGCUUUAUUUUAUCCCUGGUUCAGAACAUCAGUUAAACACAUAUUAACACUUCAAAUAUUUAAGCCAGCAUCCUCUCUGGUCAAUGUUUUGACUGAUCAUAACUCAUAG